CUAGUGCUUAGUUGUAUGUUGUCGUCUGAUCAUCUAACCUCUAGAUGGUUGCAAUCCUCUCUUGGCUAGCCUAUGUGGCUUGACAACUGCUUCACGCCUGUCCAGCUCAAAUCGCACUUCACCCCCGUUCCUGACCUCUUCAAAAACUUGACUCAUGCCGAAUCGACUCGCUCUCCCUCUGAUCCAUGGCCGGAAACCCCAGCACCCACAUCGUGUUCGGAGCCUCCCCGGACUCGUAUCUCAUCGCGCACGGACGCCGAUUCGUCUCGGAGAACAUCCCCGACCAGCUGCUCCGUCACGUCCAGAAUGAGAUGAACAUCAGCAUGACGCUGUGGAUCAGGUGCGGGCCUGCGCCCCCUCCGCUCAUUCGUGAUGGUGCUGAGAUCUCGCUAGCAUGGGCAGUGCGCCGGAUACGUGGGUCACGCACAACGUCGCGACCGCCAAAUACCACUUCAGCUCGACGAUCGAUCCGACGGUCCGCGCCCACCUCGCGGGGACGAACAGCAAGUUCGCCGCCGACUUCGUCACGUUCCCGUCCAGCGGCGACGCCGGCCGCUUCUUCGUCAAGGGCAAGGCCAGCGGGCAGUGGAGCGCUGUGCUGCCGCAGAUCUAUGUGGACCGGCUGUCCGCGGCGAGGGCGGAGAUCGGGGCGUCGCAGCUGGACAACGCGCUGACGGGUGUGUUGUUUGGCAAGGGCAACACUUGCAUCUGGUUGCUUGCGGGUGGAUUUGCGAUUCAGCCGGACGAGAAUGCUGAGGACUGGACGGAGGAGCAUCCACUGAUCCAGGUAGGCCACUUCUAGCCUGAUUCCCGCCCUGUCUCACAGCAUUGACGUCUCCUGCGGCAGGUUCUCCUCAAGCAUCAGGAGGGCUGGUUGAUCGAGCGAGGGUCGUGUCUGAGCUUCCACAAUUCGCGGCACUUCUUCCUCAAGCUCAAGAACAUCCAGCGGGGCAAUGUCCGGCUGCACUGGAGUCUCCCGGACAACAUGGCCGUCAAGCUCAAGAGGCUCCAGGAUACCUUCGCGGGUGACCCAGAGGAACGCCGACUGUUGGCGGAAUCAGACCAGAUGUGGCUUAAUGUUGUCAAUGGGCGUGUGAACUCGGAGAUGCAAGCGAUCAGUAGCCUAGCUGCGCAACGGAAUCGACUAGGCGUCUAUGCUCGAGCGGCGUUGACUGGAGAGACGGUGAUCGAACGACGGCACAUAUGAUAAGUACGCCGAUAGACUUGAGUCUGACAUUGUAAAGUCGAACUAGUUUCCCCCCUUCCAUCCUAUGUCUCCAAGCACAGAAACAUCUGUUCAUUGUCUAGCAGAUCUCGACAGUGCAUGGUGUGUGAAUUCGAGAUCAAUCCGCACCAGUCCCGCGCCCUGCGCCGCUUCUGUCCUUCCCCCUUCUCCCUCGAUCCGCUCGUGCGGUGUCUUCGAAUAAAGCGGGAAUGAUCAAAUUACCCGAUUAUGACGCAGCGGAAAUAACUCCCGCGCACGCAGCUUCUGCUGUGCAACUGAUUGUAGAUCCAAUACAUUAUCCGGAGUUUGUGAGCUGGUAGGGGGCAGGGCAGGCACUCGGAUUGCCACGAUGCGUGGCGUGUGCGCUAUAUCGCUAUCUGCAGUCCGUGCCGCGUGGGUGGCAGUCGAUAGAGUCCGCGGGGAUCGAGAGCUAGAGCCUUGUGAGAAGCAGUGUCUUACAUGAAACGGGAUAAGGGACCAGCCCGUGGGACUGCAGAAUCCGAUAAGAUGAGGUGGGAUCGAAG
Messenger RNA from Mycena citricolor, 1749 nucleotides. Lineage: Eukaryota; Fungi; Basidiomycota; Agaricomycetes; Agaricales; Mycenaceae. The record is from the annotation of a GenBank genome assembly.